Molecule: messenger RNA, 635 nt
Organism: Exophiala viscosa
Lineage: Eukaryota; Fungi; Ascomycota; Eurotiomycetes; Chaetothyriales; Herpotrichiellaceae
Exons: 2
Coding region: 202-534 (110 amino acids)
Source: RefSeq, a predicted model, not a curated record
UGUUUUGAAAUCGGAUUUAACCGCAGGCUGGCCGGCUUUCAUUGUUGCGAGUUGAAAGCCCAUAGCCAACCUGACUACUCUGCAGUUGUCCCUUAGCUGCACUGGUACUCGGUUGAAUGUCAAGCACGAUGAGCUCGUCCCCUCGUAGACUUGAGGUGAUGGCCUCGGUCAAAUAGCAUAGAGUACUCGUUCAAGUACGCUAUGUCCAGGUAUCGCGCAAUUGGAGCAUGUCCAAGCAAAUUGGUGCUUGUACUUGUCCCAUGUAUCUGGUUCCUUACCUGUCGGGUUUGUGUUCUUGAUGUACUCCCUGUCAACCCCUUGAUAGCAGCGGUCCCCAUGCUGGUAACGAAGAGGAAUGUGGACUCAGAAAUAUGGAGGUCACCCCCAGCAACCUGGCUGCCCAAGCCUUGGAAGACCGGCUCCUGGCUGUUUAGUGGAGGGGAGAUCGAAGCAACUUUUUCUGGCCCUGGGGACUUCCGCCAGUGCUCCAGACUACGCCCAGCCGCCGUCCGUGUCACCCUGAGGCUGCCUUGAUUGGCUUCCAAAUCGAAAAAUGAAAUAUAUUGAACCUACCACAUUUUGGCCAACAAUUCUACCUGCCGGGGUAGCUCAAUCGGUAGAGGUACGAGUUUUCG